AUGACAACACAACGUGUCUGGGGCGGUGCCGACCCUUGCCGACCACCCCUAAAAGCCACGGCCUGGGCUGGCGGCUCGGGCUUUGCAAAAUGGUGGGCCAGACCAAAGCCUUACACAGGCCGUGACUUUGGCCUGGCUAGGCCCGGCUCAAUGGGGGCUGGCUUUGGCUGGCCCACGGCUCAAAGCCGGGCCAUGCACAUCACUAGCUAUAAAACAUUGGUAGCCCCGAAUUCUGCAUCAUCUGUACCUAAGAUAUUAGAAAACCCCUUUGUCAGCUCGAGUGAGUCAGACGAGUCCGAGGUGGACGCACCUUGGAUGACGGUUGAGCGCAACCACAGGAAAUCCAAACGGGCAGCCAAGAAGGUGCUUGAGAACCUUCAGCCACCUAAGGCUGAUUUAGUAAGGGAGGCAGAGAAACUCCUUACUACAGAAGAGAAACAGCGAAUCCUUGAAAGAAGGAACACUGAGAUGAAUGCCGACUCUCGAGAGGAGGGACCUUCCAACCCCAAAGGGAAGGAAGUUGACCCACGUAAUUGGGGGAAUGCCAACCUAGAUGAGUCCAAAAUCAACCUGGAAGCGCAAAGGGAAGCGCUCUCGAACUGGGCUCAGACCCACGAAUGGUCAAAGAGGGCCCCAGAGCCCGAGGAUGGGGAGAAUCUGGUCGACCCAAUAACGGCAGCAGUGAAAGCUACCAAGAGCCAGAUGAUGAAACUGUUCGAAGGCGAAAUCCAGUGA
Messenger RNA from Suillus paluster, 735 nucleotides. RefSeq lists its product as uncharacterized. The coding region runs from base 1 to 735 and encodes 244 amino acids. The transcript has 2 exons. Lineage: Eukaryota; Fungi; Basidiomycota; Agaricomycetes; Boletales; Suillaceae. The record is from RefSeq and is a predicted model, not a curated record.